CACACGUUUACGUGCAGUUUUAAAUCCUGAAGGUCUCUGGUCGGCGAACGGUCCAGAUCAUGCAGGAUUUAUUCAAAUAUUUCGUUUUAUUCAUUAUUUUUUCACUCGAAUUUUUACUUGGCAAAAAUAAUGCUGAACAAGAUUAUUAUGACAUUCUCGGGAUAAGUAAAUCAGCCUCAAAUAGUGAAGUUAAAAAAGCCUUCCGGAAACUAGCGUUAAAAUAUCAUCCAGAUAAAAAUAAGGAUGAAGACGCACAGAAAAAGUUUGUGAAAAUUGCUGAAGCUUAUGAUGUGCUCUCUGAUGAUGAAAAACGUAAACAGUAUGAUAGUGUUGGACAUAGUUAUUAUACACAACAGCCUGGUGGAAGUGGUGCUCCAGAUUUCGAUUUUAAUAGUUUCUUCCGAAACUUUGAUAUGUUCCGUCAGCACAGACAUACUGAUGAUCAUGGUUCGUUCUUCAAUUUCCGUGGUUUAUUUGACGACGAUGAUGGUGAUGACGAUGGCUUCUUUUCACCAUUCGGCAGCAUGUUCCAUUCAUCAGAUGAAUCUCAUGGGUUUAUUAGACAUCAAGGUCAACAAAACUGUCAAACUCAAACCAUACGAAGAGGUAAUACAAUUAUUACUCAAACACGUUGUUCUUAAUUACAUCCUAGAAGUGAUUUCAUUGAUAUUAUUUUGUACGAUUAUACAAAAAUAUCUCACUGUUGUUUGCCCUCUUGAUAAGCUUAAAAUUUUGUACAGCCAGUGGUCGUUAUUAUAAUGUUUCACAAUGUCAUUUUGUUUAUAUGAACGUUGCAUUACUUUUUCUAAUAAUCCACAUAAAAUAACUGGUUGUUCAUAUCACACACCGUGUUUUGUUUUGCUUGGAAAAAAAAUGUUUUUUAUAUAUAAAGAUGUAUGCAUACUCGUUCAUCUUUUCUGUUUUAUUAUGUUGAGACUACCAUUGUCUUUCUCUUGUCAUUGGUUGGUGUGGAUAAUUUUAAAGAGUGAAGAAAAUGUGUAAAAGGUAAUUUCUACAAACAUUAAACAACCAUGAUAAAUAAAAAUUUCCACUAUUUCAUUCGUUUGAUAGAUAUAACCAGCUGUUGAUUGUUGUUUGGUUCAACAAAUUUUCAUAAUAAAAAUUAAAGCCAUU
Molecule: messenger RNA, 1134 nt
Organism: Schistosoma spindalis
Lineage: Eukaryota; Metazoa; Platyhelminthes; Trematoda; Strigeidida; Schistosomatidae
Source: the annotation of a GenBank genome assembly